Branchiostoma belcheri (Belcher's lancelet) is the source of this 1871-nucleotide messenger RNA. Its product is annotated as cob(I)yrinic acid a,c-diamide adenosyltransferase, mitochondrial-like. The transcript is spliced from 9 exons. The coding region runs from base 51 to 761 and encodes 236 amino acids. Gene Ontology annotation, molecular function: corrinoid adenosyltransferase activity. The record is from RefSeq and is a predicted model, not a curated record. Lineage: Eukaryota; Metazoa; Chordata; Leptocardii; Amphioxiformes; Branchiostomatidae.
UCACCUUUGACCUUUCGAAGACUUAGUUUACCACAGCGAGAUCGUGCAAAAUGUUGUUUAAACACGUCCUCCGGCCCUCGGUGGUUUUGACACGGUUACCAACACUGUACGCUAGGAUAGAGCAAACAGUAUCGCCGGUGUACUGGCGGUGUUACUCAAGCAAGGAACGUGAGAAGACAAAGCAACUAAAAAUCUAUACAAGAACUGGUGACAAAGGAAGGUCCAGUUUAUUUACUGGAGAAAGACGGAAUAAAGACGACGCCAUUUUUGAAGCACUUGGGACAACAGAUGAACUGUCCUGUGCAAUAGGGUUAGCUGGAGAAUUUGGCAAUGAUGCUGGUCACCAGUUCAUGGACAGACUAGAAAAGAUCCAAUGUUUACUACAAGAUGUGGGGUCCAACAUUGCUACACCACGGACGAAGGCACAGGACAGAAAACUAGCUCGUACAGAGUUCCCAUCUGGGUCAGUAGAGGAGCUGGAAGGAUGGAUUGAUGAGUACACAGAACAACUGCCUCCACUCACCAACUUUAUACUGCCUUCUGGAGGGAAAACCAGUGCUUCACUCCACAUGGCUCGAGCUAUCUGUAGAAGAACUGAGAGAAGAUUAGUUCCACUGGUCAGCUCAGGUGAUGUAGAUGCUGAAGUAGGGAAAUAUGUCAACAGACUGAGUGAUUUUCUUUUCACCCUGGCACGUUUUGCUGCAAUGACUGAAAACAAGGAAGAAAAGAUCUACAGGAGAGUCAAAGGUCAAGACAGCUAGGGCAUCAGCAGUACAGCAGUACUAUGACUAGUGAUCUCCAAGCUGAUGUACAUGUAGUGUCUGACUUGGUAUUUCAGACAUGCAUGUUCUUGCAGCAUUUUGUAUGUCUUUGUGGCAGUUCAUGAUUUUUUCCUGAGUGGAAGACUAGAAACAUGUAACGUUAUAUGUAGAAAAUGCCACAAAGAUAUUAAAAAAAUGAUUUUGGAUCCCAGUGAUAUGAUAUCGGAAAUAGUAGCCAAGGAUUAAGAGGAGUAAGCAGUCUUCAGAAUCAGUGAUGCUUGUCCAAUGUUGGCAAUAACACGUUCUGAUGCUAUGAUGAGCGCUCUCUGGUGAUGAAAGGUAGUACUGCAACUUAGUUGAAUACUGGUACGUCUAUUCGUAAAUGGAUGAUUCUUUGACUUAUCCCCAAGUAUAAAGUUGUUUCGUCUAUAUGGGCCUAACCAUAUCCUUCAAGCAGAUGUAUGGUCCGGGUUAGUGUUUUACACGCGUAUAUUUAUAGGCUUUAUAUAGCUAUAGGCUUUUAAGAGGGACCUCCCAUGGCCAGUAUAAAAGCUUUAAAAACGCUGAUCUAAACCCUACUUCAACUUGGAGACUGCCUUACCAUAGACGGUCGGAAUUAAUCAUAUUUUUUGGGGCAAACACUGGGCCUCAGCACGACCACUUGGCGACAAUGUAACCCAGCAACACUCCAAACCUGACCUGGUAUGCUGAGGUCAGCGCCAGGGUUGCCCCGUGGUGGCCGGCCGGGGAAGACCGGCUCCUACUCGGCAUACCCCGCACGUGCCCAUAGCCCAAAUAGCUUGUCAACUACGGCCGUCCUAACUGUCUACACUUCCUGUGGUUGACCUCCUUCACUCGUAUCACAUUGCUUCAUCAACAAGGUAGUAAAAAUAUGUAGACGUAUGCAUCACUACAGAUUCCACCCCCGCAUCAUGUGAAAGGCUGUUCAUAUGUGCAGAUGUCUCAGGACUAUUUUAUUUUAAGAAUUGUAAGAAUAUUAAAGAUCCUGUUUACAUGGCGGAAGGAUACAAGAUUGAACUAGUUUUGUGGUGACAGUGACCACUGACAGCUGUCUGAGAAAUACUGACAGAAACCAUCCCCAAAUUCUCG